AAUGACUGUCAGUCUAAUUUUAUUAUUUCACUUUGUGUGUGUAGUGUCUUUCUGAAAAAGUUAGGUAGAGGUAGCUUACCUAUGGUGUCGUUGUAUUUAUCAAUUCUAUAAUUUUUUCUGUUUCAAUAAAAUUAAAGGAUCCCUAUUUUUACCUAUAAUUUUUUAAUCUGACUUUUUACCUUACCAUACACACUACAUACUUGAAGGACGCGUGACGUGAGACUUAUUGUGGUUGACCAUCUGUGCAGUGUUAUUGGUGGGUGGAAUCAUACCUAAAAAUAGCUUCAAGAUUGUAUUGCAUCACUGAAUUGUGGUUACAUUGUUGCUAAACUUGUGUUUACUUGACUUUUUUUAUUGAAAAUGGAAAAGAACGGUAAUCCACCCCCAUACCAAUGGGGCAUCAACCACACAGUUCAACCUCCGCCAGCUGCACCACCGAGCUACUCGCAAGCUGUUGGAGGAGUUGGCCCAUCUAGUCCGUACACGCCUCAGUAUCCGCCUUCUGCUGGUCCGGCAAUAGUGACAACAGUAGUUCCAGUUGGUCCACAUCCAACACAUAUGAUAUGCCCCAGCUGCCAUGCUGAAAUAGACUCUGAGACACAGACAAAGCCUGGUCUUAUUGCCUACAUCUCGGGAGCAAUAUUAUGUGUAAUUGGAUGUAUCUGCGGGUGCUGCCUCAUUCCCUGCUGUAUAGAUAGCUGCAUGGAUGUGCAUCACAAGUGUCCACACUGUGGCACUUAUUUAGGACGCUAUCGACGAUGAACACCAAUAUGUCAAGUACCCACCUACUGAUUGGAUUAUUUUUUGAAAACCAUUAAUUUCUUACUGGACUUGAUAAUGAUCAAUUCUUUUUAUAAAAUUUAACAAUAGGUCUUCCGAGACUUGUCACAGUGUUGUAAUUUGCUUUAUAAGAAAACUUAAUAAGCUAUGCCUUUACUUAUUCCAAUUAGUGCAUGUUUUGUGCUAAUUUACAAAUAAAUAGGAAUUGAUAUAUUAAUUUAUACAUAUGACCCAUUUCAAUCGUCAUCUAGUUUUAAGUAGAAACCUGUUUGUUUUUUAAUUCCAGUGACUUAUUUUGAAUUUGGUACAAUAUGAUGAUAGCAUAAUAACUUAAACUGUUACCAGUUCCAAUAAAUAGUAUAAUAGAUGAUAUGGGUGUGGUUUAACAAAUAUUUUUAUCAAUAUUGUAAUUUCUGGCAGCAUAUCAUAAUAAUGCAUUCGUAAAGCAUAUAGUAUUGUUUCAUUAUAGCUAGCUAUUUUUGGUUCUUGCAACGAUUUUGGAAGGUUAUGUUGUUUCUAGUUCUUAGGAGUUUCUCUGAAUAAUUUUAACCCACUAAUCAGAUUAUUAUUGAAUGUCACGAAAUUUAGUGAAAAUGUUUCUCGAAAUUGCUUUAAUUUUGAAAUUUUGAGUUUCCUACAAACAAGGCCUACACAAAUUAGCAUGGUCUUAAUGAUAUCUCUGUUUGAUAUGAUUUAAUUGAAUAAAUACAUACAGUUUUAAAUGUGUAAGCAAGUUUGUGUCAAAUAAAUGUAAUUAGACUAUAGUUUCUAGCAGUCUCUUUGAGGAAUAUCUUGAGGUUUACUAAAUAAACUUAUUUUAGAUGCCAGUGAAUACAUUCACUCAUUGGGACAUAAUGUUUUAUUAUCUAAUGUAUGUGGUCAAGUCGGUAGCUAAAAAUUAUUGCAAAAUGAGAUAUUGAAGAGCAAGAUAUACAAUGCAUAUGUUUCAAAAUUUGAAUGCUAGUUUUUUUUUUUUCAUUCUAAGCAUAUUCAAAAGAAAACCUCCACUGGGGACAUUGUGUUUGAGAACAAUAUACAUAUACUAAUUAUUCUCUGUUACUUCAUGAUGCAUUUCACGAUGACCACGAUACAUACAGUUGACCGACGUCAUUUUAGGGCCGUCCCCAUUGCUCCAUUGUGUAUAUGUCAAGACUUUGUAAAACAACAGACUGGAAACAGGGUUCGUCACAAGAGAACAAUAGGGUCGCAUCUCUUUGCAGUCAUAAUAAAUAGCGACGAAUUUGCAAUAAAUAUAGGUAUGUUGAUGUGCCAUCAACUGUACAACUGUACCUCAUUUUUUACCAAAAUGGUAUAACUUGUUUUAUUUAUCUUGAAAGCCAAUAUUACAGUAAAAGUAUUUAUUUGCUUUUUAGUAUUUGUGUCAUAAGUAAUAAUGAUAGCAUUUCAAUAACAAAUCUGUUGUAAAAUAUAUUAUUGUAAAUACUUACAUACAGUAUUCAUUGAUUUUAAUGUUUCAAUGUACUUACAUGUAUUAUGAAUUUGUCUAAAGGAAGGCCGUAUAAGUCAGAUAAAAAGAUGUUCCUGCCACCCUAUAUUUCUGUCUGUUAUUACUAAAUUGGUAGUAAAAAUGGCUUACCAUUUUGAUGGAUAUGUAUAUUACAUGAUCAUAAUUAUAGCGAUCAUUAACCAAGUAUUCUGAAAUAAUAUAAUAAUUAUAAUAAAUCAUUGUAGUAUCUUAAGUUAUUCGAAUUAUAUGGCUUUUCCUAUAUACAUAAUAUACUUAUAUGUUUUAUGUUUAGAUAUAAUCUACAUAUAAUAUUAUCAUCAUCAUACAAAGGCAGAUUUAGACAGAGACUAUUUUUAGCUAAUAUAAAAAUAAUAUUUAAAUAGGCGCGGGGACAGCGAGAGACACGGGCGGAGGUUGCCUGCCUGCCUUUUGUGAAACACAUGUUUUACAUUAUAAGGGUAUUAGGUUAAACUAGCCUAAAUUCGCUCUCCUGGCUCCUGGCUUAUGUGGAAGCUUUUAAUUUUGUGUCGCAGUUCAGUUCAUAUACCUACUACCUAUCGUAUUAUUUUUAUACCUAUUGCCCAAUUAAAACACAAGCGUUGGCGAAUAAUGCUUUAGGUUGUGUUUUUUUUUACUUUUGAGUUUGACAUCACAAUUUAUUAGUAAUGUAAUAUUCAUAGAUUUAGAAGGGACCCACGCACGCGCGCGUCCCCGUAAUAUUUCUACUUUGAGAUUAAUAAGUGACAAACAUAAAAUACCUAAGUACAUAAGGCCUACAUAAUAUGUACUAUUAUUUUGCGUUUAUUUUUUAAUCUUUUGUGUAACAUCGUGUCAAUCAAACAAAUGUUAAAUAAACUUUAAUAUACUUA
Plodia interpunctella (Indianmeal moth) is the source of this 3117-nucleotide messenger RNA. RefSeq lists its product as uncharacterized. The transcript is spliced from 3 exons. NCBI's taxonomy places the organism in Eukaryota, Metazoa, Arthropoda, Insecta, Lepidoptera, Pyralidae. Gene Ontology annotation, molecular function: zinc ion binding. The record is from RefSeq and is a predicted model, not a curated record. The coding region runs from base 361 to 762 and encodes 133 amino acids.